This is a messenger RNA of Sabethes cyaneus, 888 nucleotides long. It is a transcript of the gene Hand, whose product is annotated as heart- and neural crest derivatives-expressed protein 2. Bases 1 to 888 code for a protein of 295 amino acids. Lineage: Eukaryota; Metazoa; Arthropoda; Insecta; Diptera; Culicidae. The record is from RefSeq and is a predicted model, not a curated record. Gene Ontology annotation, biological process: developmental process; regulation of transcription by RNA polymerase II. The transcript has 5 exons. Gene Ontology annotation, molecular function: RNA polymerase II transcription regulatory region sequence-specific DNA binding; protein dimerization activity; DNA-binding transcription factor activity, RNA polymerase II-specific.
AUGUACAAUAAGAUGUCCAGCUUCGAUUCUUCAGAUGGCGAAAUUUGCCAGACUGUUUGCGAGUCAGACCAGUACUAUGAACCGGCCAAUCACUAUUACACCCAGAUGUAUCCGGCGGAUUCCCAAAAUACAGGCGGUCACGUGUUACCACUGGAGGAGGAAGGCUACUGGGGAUCUCCGUGCAGUUCCAACGAAUCCCAAGAUGAACGGGGCGAAUACUCUCCCAGUCAGCAUGCGCUCUCGUCGCAAACCGGCCCGGAAGGAUCAUCCCCCUUUGGCAGCGGUCAAUAUCAGCUGCACCAGCAGGUCUACUGUUCCGUCGGUUUCGACAAAUCCAAUUACGUAUGCGACGAAGGUUACUAUGGUGCCACGCCCACUACCACAACUACCGUCAACGGAGGCGCCAUCGGAUCCAUCAAUACGUCCAACUCCCUCGUCACUGGCAGUCUUCCGGUUGUGCGAGUAGUCAAAAGACGAAACACGGCAAACAAGAAAGAACGCCGACGGACUCAAAGCAUUAACUCAGCGUACACUUCCCUUCGGGAUCGGAUCCCUAACGUCCCGAACGACACCAAACUGUCUAAAAUUAAAACACUGCGGCUAGCCAUUUCCUAUAUUGCUCAUCUGCUUGCGGUAGUGAACGGCAGCCAAGAUCCAUCCUGCGAUUUCCGGGCCGAGCUGGUGCCAUCAUCCCGGAAGAUUAACGCCGAGCGGAGGGCCCAGAAGAACAUGAUGCACGUAAGUUAUUUUACCAUCAAUGUUCUAUCAGCAAACAAAAACACUCAUUCUUUUCGAAAACCAGAAUUGGAAGAAGGAAAAAAGAUUAAAGGUAGAACUGGAUGGCCACAGCACGUAUGGGCGUUAGAAACCAAAACUACCAUCAAAUAA